Molecule: messenger RNA, 1146 nt
Organism: Penicillium egyptiacum
Lineage: Eukaryota; Fungi; Ascomycota; Eurotiomycetes; Eurotiales; Aspergillaceae
Source: the annotation of a GenBank genome assembly
AUGGAAAGAAAGGUGAAUACGUAUUGGAAAAAUGUCCUCACUAUCGUGCCUAUUGUUGGGGCUGUUCUGGCUACAAUUACCUACCUGUUACGUCUCUACGGCAGGCGGAUGAAGGCGGUGGGGUUUCUGCUGGAAGAUUAUCUAAUGGGAGCUGGUCUGAUCAUCUCCUACUGCGUCACAGCUUUUGUACCGCCUUCAAUGGUGUCGGUCUGCCAAUCGCAUCCCUCCCCAAGGAUGAACGGGAGCGUAUUCAAUUCGUAUGUUAUAGCUUAUGAUGACCUUGAUAGUAUGGGAACAUCUGACAUUUCGCAGGGAUCAUGGAUGAUACAGAAGUUCUGGGCCCCGUCAAUGGCCUGUGUAAAGAUCUCAAUUGUCUUCUUCAUUAAACGACUAUUCAGCUCGAUCCGGGCAUACGUCGUUAUUUCCAACUGUCUGGCCGGAUUUAUCGCCGCAUGGGCUCUCGCUGCUCUGUUGACCAAUAUCUUCCAGUGCACACCGGUGCAAUACUACUACAAUAAAGACUUGAAAGGACACUGCAUGUCGGGACAGGUUCAAUUCUUCCAGGCUAUGGGCUCGAUCGCAUUGAUUGAAGAUAUUAUCAUUUUCUGCCUGCCAAUUCCUGUAUUUUGGAGGUUACAGAUCAACAGGCGGCAGAAAUUAGGAUUAACUCUGGUGUUUUCUCUGGGUUUACUGUGCGCGAAACCCCCGGGCAUAUUAUAUCGUUUCCUUCUGACAAAUCGCAGUGUCUGCAUCUUCAGUCUGAUGCGCCUGAUUGAAUUCCGUAAAUUCCAGCUCACCGACCUUGCCGCCUCAAGCGCCAAAGAAUCCAUCUGGACUUGCCUGGAACUCGACGUGGCCAUCAUUUGUGGCUGUCUUCCGUUUCUCAACCCACUUGUGCGAGGCGUCCGUAGCAAAGUCAGAAGUGAUGCCUCAAAAUAUCAUACCCAUCCUUCUACUGGAUCCAACCUGCAUUUACACUCGAUGCGGGGAAAGAAAGGCGAGUUUCGAACGCUUGACAGUGAUUGUGGAGCGUCAGCGAAUUCAAAUAGCCGCAAUGCUAUGGCUACGGCAGGUCGACAGAGCUCCGAUAUGGAAAAUAAUAGGCAGGAUGUGGACGGGAGGUCUGGCAUGGCUCAUAAUUCUUAA